AUGUUUAAAUCCCUGAUAACCAAGUUACAUUGUGCCCAAACAUCGCGUACGUUUCACACCACCGCCUGCAUGAAUGAGGUGCGCCUCCUGAGCCGGCUAAGAGUGGUCGACAACUCGGAGAUCGGUAAAAGAGCCAUGGCUGAAGGAAAACCUCCUAAAGUUAUAUGUGUUUACAACAAGAAACAUGUGGGCUACAUUGGGGACAGAGUGUUGGUAGCUAUCAAGGGUCAAAAGAAGAAAGGUAUCUUAGUGGGUUUGAAACAGAAACAAAAUGUUAAAGUGCCCAAGUUUGACAGUAACAAUGUGGUGCUAAUAGAUGACAAUGGAACCCCACUAGGCAACCGCAUCCAUGUUCCAAUCCCCACUAUACUGAGGACCAUUCUCAAAGAGAAGACACAUUCUAAAGGAGCAGACUACACCAAACUCUUAGGAAUAGCAACAAGAUUUGUAUAG
Messenger RNA from Spodoptera littoralis (African cotton leafworm), 453 nucleotides. NCBI's taxonomy places the organism in Eukaryota, Metazoa, Arthropoda, Insecta, Lepidoptera, Noctuidae. The record is from the annotation of a GenBank genome assembly.